CUCAUAUUUUUCACUCACAUUGAAAAGGCCAAGUAGAUGUAAACAGAGCCUGGGAAGACAGAAAUAUGUCUUCAGCAAAUCAUCAUGACUUGUACGGCCCGGAGCACUUCGAGAAUGAUGCGACGGGUACGGAGGCGUUGGGUUAUGCUGUCGCCGUCUCCACAUCCACAGUUAACGACUCCAGCCCGCCAGCUAGCACGUCCAUCAGCACCAGCUCCAGUACCAGCUCCACCUCAGCCCGCGAUCCCUCACCCCCACCUCUAAACACCGCCCCCGCAGACCAACCCAUACGUCGCAAAAGCAUUCACACAAAACUAGAAAAUGCAGUCGGGAAGAUACAGCUGAAGGUUGGACGAGCAGUGCACAACAGACAUUUGGAGAGUGGUGGGGAGGCAAAGAUUGAGAAGGCGGGAUUGGAGGCAGAGGUUAGGGGGUUUGAGAGGUAGAUAGACACUACUGCACCUACACAAGAAGAAGAAGCGAGUGACCAUACACUGGGAGUUGGAACGGUAUGAGAGAUACAAGCAUGGUUCGAACCAAGACUUCCCAAAGUUCAUGAAUUC
Saitoella complicata NRRL Y-17804 is the source of this 563-nucleotide messenger RNA. RefSeq lists its product as uncharacterized. Bases 66 to 446 code for a protein of 126 amino acids. The record is from RefSeq and is a predicted model, not a curated record. Lineage: Eukaryota; Fungi; Ascomycota; Saitoellomycetes; Saitoellales; Saitoellaceae. The transcript is spliced from 2 exons.